GAUCGAGUACGAUGAAAACUUCGGUGACAUUGAUCGGCUUGUUGGUUGUGGUGGGCGUCGCGCUGGGCCGGCCACAGGAGAAGGGUACCCAAGACGAAUAUCUUGGGCCACGUGGCGCUUGGACCCGUUUGCACCGGGAACCUCCCAUACGGGGCGGCGAUAGCAGCGCCCCGGCGAAGAAGGCGGACACGGUAACGACCAAGUACAUCCUGCAGCCAUUGGACCACUUCGAUGCGCAGAACGUGAACACCUGGUCGAUGCGUUACAUGGAAAAUGAAGAGCACUACCAACCGGGCGGACCACUGUUCGUGUACGUCGGCGGCGAGUGGGCGAUAUCCGAGGGCAGCAUCUUGCGUGGCCACGUGUACGAUAUGGCCAGCCAGCUGAAUGGUUCUCUCUUCUACACCGAGCAUCGAUACUACGGCCUGAGCCAUCCGACCGUUGACCUGAGAACGGACAAGUUGAAGUACUUGAACAUCGACCAAGCGCUCGCGGAUUUGGCGCACUUUGUCGUCGAAAUGCGUCGGACGAUCCCGGGGGCCGAAAAGUCCGGUGUCAUCAUGACGGGCGGCUCCUACUCGGCCACGAUGGUUGCCUGGUUCCGCCAGAAGUACCCACAUCUCAUCAAUGGCGCGUGGGCCUCAAGUGCGCCCGUGUUUGCCAAGAUGGAAUUCACCGAGUAUAAAGAAAUCGUGAGUGACAGCAUUCGGCUCGUCGGGGGAGACCACUGUGCCGACCGGAUCGAGCGGGCCAUCCACCAGGUGGAAGAUCUGAUUGCCAACGAUCAGCACCACCGAGUGGUGCAGGACUUCCGGCUGUGCAGCGAUGUGAAUCUUACGAGGCCACUCGAUGCGAUGAACUUUUUCAGCAGCAUCUCGGACGAGUUUGCCGGUGUGGUGCAGUAUCACUCCGAGGGGGACAUUGAGCGCGUUUGCAGUGUGAUAGAGGACCCGUCGGUGCCGAUCGAGAUGGACGCGCUGGCCAAGUACGUCACCCAGGGGCUCGGCGCUAACAGCUGCAUGAACUAUGCGUACCAAGCGAUGAUUGACUAUUACAAAAAUGUCGAAUGGAACCAUGGCGCGGCGCAGGGUGCAAUGCGCCAGUGGAUGUACCAGACCUGUGCCGAGUACGGCUGGUACCAGAUCUCCGGGUCGGCCGACCAAAUCUUCGGCUCCAGCUUCCCGGUCGACUUGUUUGUGGAGAUGUGCGGUGAUCUGUACGAUGGAUUCUUCGACGAGACCAGAAUGGAAGCGAACGUCCAGCGCACCAACGUCAUCUACGGGGGCUGGAAUCCGGAGGUGACGAAUGUGUUCUUCACCCAAGGCCAGCUGGACCCCUGGCGUGCGAUGGGAAUUCAGGAGGAUCUCAACGAACACUCGCCUGCCGUUGUCAUACCGGGAGCCUCCCACUGUGCGGACUUGAGUUCAAUCUCCGAACGAGACUCAACAGAAAUGCGGGCGGCCAAGGAAAGAAUAUUUGAACUCGUUCAAGUGUGGCUGGCUUAAGUUUUAAAGGUCCACGGAGAACCGUUAAACUGACUUGUGCAAUAAAACUGGGUUCCGAACUCACGACUCGCGGAUUGUGAGUC
Messenger RNA from Anopheles cruzii, 1588 nucleotides. RefSeq names its product putative serine protease K12H4.7. The record is from RefSeq and is a predicted model, not a curated record. Lineage: Eukaryota; Metazoa; Arthropoda; Insecta; Diptera; Culicidae. Gene Ontology annotation, molecular function: serine-type exopeptidase activity; dipeptidyl-peptidase activity. The transcript has 7 exons. Bases 12 to 1505 code for a protein of 497 amino acids. Gene Ontology annotation, biological process: proteolysis.